CUCGUGGAGCUAAUUUUGACACACUUGCGCAAUCAAAUUGAAAAUGAAAACCCACCAUUGACAAACUCAAAUAUUCAUAGUUAGAAUUGGCAUUUACUUUCUCACUGCUAGAGAGAAAACUCUACAAGAUUACAUCUUUAUAACUCUUCUAAUUCUUUCUUCAAAAUUUGCUGAUGAAUUUGUUGGGUCAUUAUAAUGGUCUCACUGGUUCUAUCUAUGCUUUUUCGAGCUAUAAACACCAUCUUCAAUCUUGUACUGUGGGGAGAAUUUUGCCUUUAGAAGUGAUGAAGGGUGCAGAAGCUAAGGAAUAUGAGAAAGAUGCUGCCCUAGUGUCAAAAAGUUAUGAUUUGAAGAGCAAAUUUAAGGGUGCUGCUGUUGUAAAUGCGUUAGCUGUGGCUAAUCUGCUUGCUGAUCCUGCAAAUGCCAUCCAAAUUGAGAAUAUAAUGGAUAGGGCCACGUCUAUCUAUGUGAUAGCAGAAGGAGGUGCUGGAGAUUGGUUUGGAGGGCUCCUAUUUUCCGCUGGGCAACAAGCCAAUGAAGCUGUUCAAGGCCAAUUGUCAGCUCUUAGUUUUACCAGCCUUGCAGUCAUUUUUGGGGCUGGACUAGUUACCAGCCUAUCCCCUUGUACAUUAAGCGUUUUGCCAUUAACACUUGGUUAUAUCGGUGCUUAUGGAUCCGGAAAAAGUAGAGCACAGGUCAUUGGUGAUUCUAUUGCUUUCGCAUUAGGAUUGGCGACUACUCUGGCACUCCUUGGUGUUGGUGCGUCUUUCGCUGGAAAAGCUUAUGGACAAAUAGGCAGAGGAUUGCCUUUGGCUGCUUCUGGUCUUGCUAUAGUAAUGGGCCUGAAUCUUUUAGAGAUACUUGAGUUGCAGCUUCCAUCAUUUUUCAAUGAAUUUGAUCCCCGUUCUGCUGCUGCAAACUUUCCCUCAAGUGUGCAAGCGUAUUUAGCUGGUCUUACAUUUGCUUUGGCCGCAUCACCUUGCAGCACUCCUGUCCUGGCUACUUUACUUGGUUAUGUGGCUUCAACCAAGGAUCCUUUGAUUGGGGGUAGCUUAUUGUUGACGUACACUACGGGCUAUGUUGCUCCUCUGCUUCUUGCUGCAUCUUUUGCUGGUGCCUUGCAGAGUCUGCUUUCGUUUCGUAAAUUUUCAGCAUGGAUCAACCCAGUAAGCGGCGCCCUCCUUCUAGGUGGUGGUGUGUACACCUUGCUGGAUAGACUUUACCCAACAACAAUGUCUAUGUAGGUCAUCGCCUCAUCGGAGCUGAAGAGCGAGGUUUUAGAUUAAGCAAAGUUUGAAGAUGUGGAAAGACGAAGUAGAUACGUGACAAAUAUUUUGUUUGGAAGAAUGGGAAAGAUGAAAUACAAUCUGCGACAAAGAUUUAGUUCGGAAGAACACAUGAUAUUUAUUUCCGAAGUACUCCCAAGUUAUAGAAUCAGCCAACGCCUUUCAUGUAACUUGUCCGUGUAGUACUAUGUACAACGACUGUACCAAGUAUUUUUAUCGAUCAACUCGUUUAAGUACUUAUCGAAGAAUGACCUUUAAUUUAGUUUUCGCCAUUUCAAAUA
Molecule: messenger RNA, 1567 nt
Organism: Amaranthus tricolor (Joseph's coat)
Lineage: Eukaryota; Viridiplantae; Streptophyta; Magnoliopsida; Caryophyllales; Amaranthaceae
Product: cytochrome c-type biogenesis ccda-like chloroplastic protein
Exons: 12
Coding region: 174-1244 (356 amino acids)
Biological process (GO): cytochrome complex assembly
Cellular component (GO): membrane
Source: RefSeq, a predicted model, not a curated record